AUGGAGGUCUUGACUGGAGCAUCAGGAGUUGAGGUGACCCCUCACCACCUCACAUUCCUUCUCUGGUCCCCUAGGUUUCUCCUGGCCACCUGUCUGGUGGCUGUGCUGCUGCAGGAGGCAGGGGCAAUUCCAGCACUCCAGGUCCCUGUCAAGACCAAAGGCAAACAUGUGAUCCUUGAGCAGGAAACAGAGAAGGUCCUGGGUGCCAAAGCUGUGGAGCCCCCGGAGAAGGACCUCCAGCUUGGGGCACUGCUGCCUGUGCCCAAGCAGAAGCUUGCAGCUGCUGAGGAAAAGCGUUCAGACGCCAGGAGCUGGGUGGAGACUGAAGACAUCCUGAGCCGUUUUCGGAACCCUCAUUACGGUCCGGAACUAGAUCUUGACAGCAUCCACCAUCCGAUGUAUGAGGAGGUCCAAGAUGAGGAAGUACCCCAGCCAUGGCCCCUGAUGUAUCGUCAGGUGCUCCAGGGGCCAGAGGAGGACCUUGACCACAUCUUCCACUCUCUGGAGGACUCCGAAUAGCCCUAACCACUCGCCCACUCCUGUUCUGAGGCCCAGACUGUUGUGACCACUGACUCUCUCCAGCUAGCAAAAAUA
Molecule: messenger RNA, 594 nt
Organism: Peromyscus maniculatus bairdii (prairie deer mouse)
Lineage: Eukaryota; Metazoa; Chordata; Mammalia; Rodentia; Cricetidae
Source: RefSeq, a predicted model, not a curated record